AUGCCGCCCCGCGCUACUGGGCAAUGGGCAGGAGGUCGCGGUCGCGGUCGCGGUGGUGGUGGGGGAGGAGGCAGGGGUGGUGGCGCGGCGGCCCCACUGCAGCAACCAGGCUUGUUUCCCUUUCAAUGGUCUCCUUUAUAUUCUCAUUUUAUGCGUAGCUGCCCAUCUUACUACUGUUGGUGUUCGCCGCAGCGGGUACGGCACCGCUGGGCGCCCGUUGGAGGUCAUAAUCAAUGCUCUUCCCCCCACAAUCCCCGAUGGAAACAUUUAUCACUACGAUGUCGGUGCGUACUUUGAGCUGUGCGGCACCCUUUGUACUUUCUGACUACUCGUUUUUACGCGCAGCCAUCACACCAGACAAUCUUCCGACCACCUUGAACACAAAGCUAAUCCGACACCUACAGGACGUAGUUGCGCGUGGUAUCUUUGCUGAAGCUCGUGCCGUUUACGAUGGCAAGAAAAACCUCUACUCCUCGGUUAAACUCAACUUGGGACCGACGGAUACAGCGACAUUCGAUGUCCCGGCACCAGAUCGUCCUGCUCGAGGAGAUCGUCCCCCAAAACUAUAUGCAAUCAAGAUCGCACUGGUCAACACGAUCGGGACGGAAUUGCUCCAUCGCUUUGUCGAGGGGAAACAAUCGGAGGACGAUAGAAUCAAGACAGCGCUCCAGGCACUGAACAUCGUCAUCAAGAUGGCACCAUCCCUCUUGUACCCGACCAAGGGACGCUCGUUCUUUACUCCCGCCAGUAUUAAUAUUGAUUGUAUUGAUGGGUAUUGA
Mycena indigotica is the source of this 779-nucleotide messenger RNA. RefSeq names its product Argonaute-like protein. Bases 234 to 779 code for a protein of 181 amino acids. The record is from RefSeq and is a predicted model, not a curated record. The transcript is spliced from 5 exons. NCBI's taxonomy places the organism in Eukaryota, Fungi, Basidiomycota, Agaricomycetes, Agaricales, Mycenaceae.